GUAUAAUCCAUCCACUUCCCCCAAAGCCAGACUCAAUCCAUAUCUCCGUUUCCUUUUUCCUUGCAAUCCACGACAAACACCAUGGGUGACUCUGAACCAUCUAAACUCUUCUCGGUAUUCAACAACGCCAUAACCACCCACCUCUACCCACACUCCAACAGCGCCUUCGCCUACGACGUAACCUUUAUCCGCUCUGUGUGGCCCUCCGAGCUCAGUAACAAGAAACCACCUCUCCACUUCCACCCCUAUCAGAAGGAAUACAUCCAGGUAACAGAGGGCACCCUCUGCGUGGAUAUCGAAGGCUCACCUCGCGUGCUGGACCCCUCUAUUGGCGAGAUAUGCAUCUUACCAUGGACGAACCAUCGGUUAUAUCCGCCUGAGGACUUUGGUGGUUCAGAUACGAUCAGGUUUCUGCUUAGUGGAGAGGAAUCUGGGAGGAUGUUUCAGUUGGAUAGUAUGUUUUUUGAGAAUUGGUAUCGGUAUCAGGAGGCGGCUGUUGAUGGGGAGGGGCUAAAAUCGGUGCAGGUUAUGGCAAUGUUUGAUGCUGGAGGUACGUAUUUGACGUUGCCGUGGUGGAUUCCAUUUUCUCGGACCUGUGCUGUUGUGUUGGGUAUCGUCGUCGGUCGGUGGCUUGGGAGUUUAUUGGGAUAUCAGCCUUACUACCGGCAAUGGACUUCAGAUUGGGGGUUGGCGUGUGAGAAAAUGAAGACUUCGAUCUGGCACAGGCGAUUUGCAACUGUGUAAACAGUGGUUGUUUACAAUACCAUGAUAAGAAAUGAGUCGACAACGUUUUAUUCU
This is a messenger RNA of Paecilomyces variotii, 798 nucleotides long. RefSeq lists its product as hypothetical. The coding region runs from base 82 to 744 and encodes 220 amino acids. The transcript is spliced from 3 exons. Lineage: Eukaryota; Fungi; Ascomycota; Eurotiomycetes; Eurotiales; Thermoascaceae. The record is from RefSeq and is a predicted model, not a curated record.